AUGAACACCAAACCACCACUUCAAGUUCCCAACUUUAUUGGUAGUGGUACAUCAUCUCGUCCACAAAGUCCUUCGCUGUGUUUUUCCACUACAUCCUCGAAGAUAGAUAAAAAUGAACCUGUUACCCUGUGCGGCUGCCAGCAAGCACCUAAAUCUCAAUGCGCCUCGGCUCUGGGAGUUCUCGUACUGGUUCUAGCCUACACUGCGCUUGGAUCAGUACUUUUCGUCACGCUAGAAGGAGAUGGUGAAGAUGGCGAUAUCAUUGAGACUUCUGUAGCGGCAUCCAAACCAUAUCCUAGGCAUGAUUUAGUUAGUGCAGAAAUGCGCCUUAAAACCGUCGAUCGAUUAUGGUCCAUCACUGAGGAUUUAAACAUACUUUAUAAAGAAAAUUGGACUCGUUUGGCUGCUCAAGAAAUAUUACAUUUUCAGGACACAAUCAUACGAGCAGUUAGAGCUUCUCGUACACAACAGGUGACCAAUGUACAGCAAAACACACGACCCUACAAAUGGACAUUUGCCUCCGCAUUCCUGUACUCGUUAACAUUGAUAACAACAAUAGGUUUUAGCGGCAUUUCCCCACGGACCCAGUGGGGACGCGUAGCAGCACUGAUUUAUGCGCUUUUUGGAAUACCCAUCAUACUGCUGUACCUCUCAGCCAUCGGCGAAGGCUUAUCGAGUGGUAUGCGUUGUCUUUUUCGUCGUCUACAACCGAACCGUUCCUCUCCUGGGAGCACCAACAACAGCAACAGCAGCAAUUCAAGCAUCGGCAGUGUCAGCGUUCCCAUGAGCAGUAAGGCUACGGUGGCCGAGAUGCACAAACGGUCACAGCAACCGAGCUACCAUCAAACCUGGAACCACGGUGGCACUACCGUACACGAUCCCUGCGCAUACGCCCUCAACGCGCACGGGUUGCGUGCCGGCGGAAUGGCGGCAAACAGCAAACUUCACUCCCAAUCCGUGGUACCAAUAUCGGUCUGCAUUAUGAUAUUGAUCUGCUAUAUUACACUAGGGGCGGUGCUGUUUCAUAAGCUGCAGCCUUGGGGAGUAUUGGAGAGCCUGUACUUUUGUUUCACCUCUCUCGGUACCAUCGGGUUUGGCGAUUUGAUGCCAAAGGGCACCGUCGCACAAUACGCCGCAUCAGCAUACAUCAUCAUCGGUAUGGCCGUUGUAGCAAUGUGCUUCAGUCUCAUCCAAACGGAACUUAUCAUCUGGCUGAAGAAGUUUACCAUCCCCGAAUCGCUACCUACAUCUACCGAGGAUGUGGCGCUCGUUUCGGUUGCCAUGACACCGAUAAAAUCCUGACAACGGCCAAACGAUCUCAUCCCCAACGAGUACAACUCACUUCCGCGCCGUUCUAGCGCAUUUCAUCGCAAUACUCCAGCGCGGCGUUCCACCGGCAUCAUGGAGAAUCACAUGGAAUAUUUCGUACCUCGCAGCGUUAG
Molecule: messenger RNA, 1442 nt
Organism: Anopheles marshallii
Lineage: Eukaryota; Metazoa; Arthropoda; Insecta; Diptera; Culicidae
Product: potassium channel subfamily K member 10-like
Exons: 5
Coding region: 1-1302 (433 amino acids)
Biological process (GO): stabilization of membrane potential; potassium ion transmembrane transport
Cellular component (GO): membrane
Molecular function (GO): potassium ion leak channel activity
Source: RefSeq, a predicted model, not a curated record